AUGGAGCUCAGAGGUUGCAUCAUGGUCUUGAUUGUGGUGAUGUCCCUGUAUCAAGGAAUGCACGGAGGAAGGCUGCCGCUCAGUCUGUAUAAGCGGCUCUACGACGAUUUCCUGAUGAACGUCUUUGAGAUGGCGUACACCAUGUCCGAACCAUUUAACCUCAGAAGCCGGAGAGUCUACUUCCUGUCAACCUACCUGAUGCAGUAUGCCCAAGCUCUUGAAGCCUGCAAAGCACUGGGUGGCAGUAUCGCAGAGAUGAACGAUCCUAUGGAAUACACAUUUGUGGCAAACUUUCUAAGAACAUACACUCGAGAUUCUGAUGAGGUCUUUAUUGCCGGAUACCGAACCGCCAACGAAGGUAGCUUUAUAUCUUCCGUUGGCGUUGACAUGCUCAGUCAAAUCAUCGCCUUCGACGAAGGCCGAGGCAACAGGAAAAGUCACGGCAAUAGCUCCUUGUACACCUACUUCCACCCGAACCGUCCUAGACAACAAGAUAAACUCCCAACGUGUCUAAGCAUUGAGCGAAGGGGCAACAUCCUGGCAAUGGUCAAUGGAAGAUGCGCUGACGAAAACUACCAGCGGUAUUUGUGUGAAGCCGAUAUUUCGGCCUAA
Messenger RNA from Candidula unifasciata, 612 nucleotides. Lineage: Eukaryota; Metazoa; Mollusca; Gastropoda; Stylommatophora; Geomitridae. The record is from the annotation of a GenBank genome assembly.